Messenger RNA from Ostrea edulis (European flat oyster), 2465 nucleotides. Its product is annotated as dopamine D2-like receptor. The transcript has 3 exons. Gene Ontology annotation, molecular function: G protein-coupled receptor activity. NCBI's taxonomy places the organism in Eukaryota, Metazoa, Mollusca, Bivalvia, Ostreida, Ostreidae. Gene Ontology annotation, cellular component: membrane. Bases 1344 to 2432 code for a protein of 362 amino acids. Gene Ontology annotation, biological process: adenylate cyclase-activating adrenergic receptor signaling pathway. The record is from RefSeq and is a predicted model, not a curated record.
UAGAAUCUUCAUUUAUUUUAGGAAAGUACCUCUUCUAGAACAGUUAUUGUGAGGUAACCUCAGCGACUUUACUUCUACACAAGACGAUGAACGACAUAGAAACUAUAGAUUUUAUGUAGAUUUCACGAGUGAUAUGAUUUAUCACAGAGAUGGGGUUUGUUUGAAGGCCUCCUGGCGCAGAUAAAAUAUAAGAGACUUCCGAGUGUUGAACAUCUGCGACAACACUGCACAACUUGAUUAACGCAGUCAUAAUGCUUCGUCUGUGUUAAAAACUCUUAUACCCGUGGUGAAGAUGAAAUAUAAAUAACACGAAGGUAGGGAAUUUAAAAGUGCAGAUUUUUGGAAGAUUAUUUCCAGAUGGCGGAGAGAUGCAGUACAGAAAGAGCGAGGAAUUCGGAAAUUUAAGGACUGAGUGCACCCUGGACGACCCUGCAACAUCCCCUAGAUCAAGAUAACGGUCGAUUCCACUGGGCCCUGAAUGCAGGUAUCUCGCCAAGACGGGAGACAGACAAAUAUACACUCAGACCCUGAAACUGACUUCAAAGGAGAUUCCUCCUCUCCUGGUGGGAUCCGGUGUGUUCUAUAAUCAGUGACGAAAGAGGAGUUUUAAUCAUUCUUAAUUUAGUGAGAUACCAGUUAACAGGUACGAGUUGCUGAGAGAAAAAAAUCUGAUUGGACUAUCAUAAUAAAUGACAGUUCGUUCUACAUCAAACUUUGGCUGCGAAACAACAUUCGUUAAAAAUUGAUGAUUCUAAUGAAGGAUAAAUGAGAAUUUCCAGUGACGGAAGGUCUUGAUAAUAUAAACACGGUAUUCAUUCUACAGAAUACGUUUGUCCUUUACGUCUCAAGGAGCUGAGAAGGAUUUUUCAAGCUGCUCUUUGCAGAAGCUGUCAUAAUUGGCAACGACCGACAUUUUUAUUGAACGGUGUCAAAAUUGCAGUUAAAGGGCAGCAUCGCUACUGUAUAACAUCCUUGGGUAUUAAUAUCAUUACGCCGAAGGUGUUCAACUCCCCCAAAUAAAACUCCUGUUUGGUAUCAAAUUGUGCUGGUGUAAAGACGGUGAUUUUUCGUCUAAAGAUCCUGGGAAUGAUUAAUAUAUUAUGGCAUCUCGGCAUAUCUCCUUACUUAUCAGGAAAGCCAGUGUUUAAGAUUAAAUUGCCAUUUAAUAUAACGCUUAUUGCUUUUUUGUCAGCAAUUAAUGAUAUGAAAUUUGUUGAACAUUACAUUUUUUGUGUGGAGGAGAUUUAAGUGAUAAAGAAGAUAAAACUUGUGUCAACGACAUUUCGUACCGGAAGGGUUCGUAUUUUACCAUCUCUUUUUUAUUUCCGUCCCCCGUUGUCUGAAUGUAUAAUUUGGAUGUGAUGUUGCUGAACAUUCACAAUGACACCACGUCACCGGACACGACAGUAUUGUGUAACGAUACCCGCCCUCGUGGAGUAUUAUACAGAAGUGAUUUCCGUAUACCAGUUAUUGUGAUAUUAUCAUGUGUCUUUGGACUGACAAUCUUUGGAAACCUCCUCGUCAUCAAAACAGUGGUAAAACGUCAUCAAUACAAACAAAGAACUAACGUAUUCGUCAUCUCCUUGGCCGUUGCAGAUCUCUCUGUCGCCCUGUUUGUGAUGAGUUUCUCUAUUUUACAACAAUUCAGUGAUUUUGAUUGGCUGCAUCACAAUGUGACGUACCUUGUAUACUGGGGGUUUGACGUCAUGUUCACCACCACAUCGAUUUUACAUCUGACGUGCAUGACGGUGGACCGUUACGUUGCCGUGACUCAGCCCUUUCGAUAUUUUAAAAUUAUGCGGAAGAAACGGGUGUCCUUCCUGCUUUUUCUGUGCUGGUCCCUGCCAUUGGUGAUAUCUCUCAGUUUGAUGAUGAUCAAAUAUGGACAGUUAAGCGUCCCGCCAGAGAACUGUCAAAUUACGAACAUUCUGAAAGUGAACGCUCUCUACGCCAUCCUUGCAUCACUCGCUUCGUUUUAUUUACCAUCCAUUUUCAUGAUUAUUUGUAACGUAAAAAUCUUCAGAUUCAUAAAAAACAGAGGUAAGAAACUUCACGAGCUUACCUCAAACUACGUGAAAGACGUUCACAGGGAGCAACAAAUGCAAAAGGAAGUACGCGUGGCGCGGACGAUCGCUAUCCUUCUCGGUUGCUUCCUGGUCUGCUGGCUUCCGUUUUUCACCGUUAACAUUUUGGAACCAUUCUUUGAGAACAAGUUACAUGAAGGAGCCUGGGUAGCGAUCACGUGGUUGGGGUACGUCAAUUCUACAGUCAACCCUUAUUUGUACUAUUAUUUAAAUCGAAAGUCUAAGGAGAAAAAACAGAGUGAGUCUUUAAAGUUCUUGAAGAGUAAAAUGCAUCUUCUGGAUAUCAUUCAGCCCCGGAGAAAGGUUUAUUCGUUACCAAAUGAUGUGAAUUGUAACACUCGGUUGUAAGUUGACAUGAACAAUAAAAUAUGAUGCACAGUA